AUGGCCGGCCAGCUACACAUCCCGACGCUCAAGUUCGCCGUACAAAAGAGAGACCCGGGAAACGGAUUCAGGAAAAGAGAACUCAAUUCGAACCUUCAGACUAUGUCGCUCACUGCUCAUUCCGGGGUCAAGGUCGUUCGUAUUCAACGGGGACCUGCCACCCUCAUCGAGACGCCACGGCACGAUGACUUCUUGAAUCCUGGUGAUGUGUGCUGGGUGAUUCCGAUUGUGGCUGCUAUAAAGGAGUUGACGGGUGAUCUUGAACAGGACAUGCUGGAUGCUUUCGACGAAUUCUACACGGUCACUGUGGAUGGUGAGGACAGAAAAGUUUCCGUCAAGUCUGAUACAGAACUUGGCAAGUUUCUAGACCUGUUUGCUGACGGAGGAAGGCAAUGUGUGAAACUUGCUUGGCUCCCAGCGCACUGCUACGACUAUCCUCACGAUGCCAAGCCCGCAGCAUUGUGCACCGAGGAUCAGGCGAAGGUGUUGCUUGAACGCCUUAAGACGACACCGCAAUUCUGUGAUCGGUUCCUGGUGGAAGAUGGUCAGGGGGCGGAGCUUCAGUUGCGAGUCAUGAACAUGCGCCGUACAUACGGGGUCAGUCCCCUUGCGCUGUUUCAUCCACCUGGGCUGCUUGAGAUCCCUGAGCGGAAAACAACGAUCGUCUUCCCGGGCACGCGCCUCGUCUUCCUGGUUUCAGCCCACGAACAGGUUGACAAAGAGUGCUGUCGAUUGACCAGGUUGGAAGAGAACCAGCUGUUGAACAUCGAACGGGUUCAGGUGUCCAAAGGCUUCACAGUCGCUUAUCAGGAGAGCAGUCUGAAGGCGCUCCUAGACUUCACGAUGGAGCUUGUAGUGCCGGGAACUGCCGAGGAGCGCACGGCGUGGGAGAAGUACUUGAAUCUGGCGAUGGAGGUGCUGGUUCCCGAAAGCGAGCGGGCUGAGCGGGAUGCGGCCAAGGCGUCGCAUCGUGCACAAGAGGUAGAGGAGCGCCGGGCCCUGAAUGAGGAGCGCAAGAAGCGCCUCUCGGAGGGUCUGGGGAUGCGCUUUACAGCCGAGGCGAUGGUAGCCCGCGGCACGUGA
Molecule: messenger RNA, 1083 nt
Organism: Symbiodinium natans
Lineage: Eukaryota; Dinophyceae; Suessiales; Symbiodiniaceae
Source: the annotation of a GenBank genome assembly